AUGGACGAGAAGAAGAAGCAUAGUUUCAGGUACGCUUGCAACCAUGGAAUCGUCUCACUCGUCGUCCUCCUCCUUCUCUCUCCCACCGUCGGAGCACAACCCGGGCCAGCCGGAUCCAACAACCAAUACCCAUAUGCUGUCAAGUUCAGCCCAUCCAUGGCAAUCAUCAUAGUAGUCCUCAUCGCAGCUCUCUUCUUCAUGGGUUUCUUCUCCAUCUACAUCCGCCACUGCUCUGACGCCUCCGGUGGCAGCAACAACGUCCGUGCUGUCCUCACCGCCCGCUCCCGCCGUGCAGCGGCGGCGCGUGGCCUAGAUCCAGCAGUCGUCGACAACUUCCCUACUUUUGCCUACUCCGAAGUCAAAGGACGCAAGAUCGGCAAAGGUGCUUUAGAAUGCGCAGUCUGUUUGAAUGAAUUUGAAGACAAUGAAACUCUCCGUUUGAUUCCGAAGUGCGAUCACGUGUUCCACCCUGAAUGCAUCGACGCCUGGCUCACCUCUCAUGUGACCUGCCCGGUCUGCCGGGCCAACCUCGUGCCACAACCCGGUGAAUCCGUACAUCUCCCUGAACCGGUAAUUGAUAUAGAAAGUCAGGCUACGGACGAGGUACAUAGCACAGCCAAUGAGCAAGAAAUGCCUGAAGUUUUGAACCGGGCUUCGAGUUUGAAUCAGAACCGGCCACCAAGAUCUGGGUCUGUGAGAGCGAAACUGUUCGGCAAGUUUAGGUCGCAUUCAACUGGGCAUUCUUUGGUUCAACCGGGGGAGAAUAUAGACCGGUUUACUCUAAGGUUGCCGGUGGAGGUAAGGAAAGAAGUGAUGGACCGGGCUUUACUAAACCGGACGGCGAGUUGUGUGGUGAGGCUACCAAGAGAAGGGAGUUCAAGAAGGGGGUAUAGAAUCGGGGAAAGCAGUAGUAGGAUUAGGUCUUUUAAGCGGUUGGAAAAAUUGGACCGGCCAAUGGGUUCAGACCGGUGGGUGUUCUCAAUGGCUCCACCAUUUUUUUCGAAGACAGCAUCGGUUAGGUCCCCGAAGGUUGCGGUGGAUACUGGCGAGGGGUCCACAUCCUCGAGGACUUCGAAGGGUGGGAUGAUUAAAAUGCCCUCGUUUAAUUGUUUGGAGCCAAAGGGUGAUGAGUCCGGUCUGGUGUCGGCUGACUCGGCUAAGCCUCCGGUUCAAAGUCAUCCGCCGGUGUAG
This is a messenger RNA of Ilex paraguariensis (yerba mate), 1191 nucleotides long. Lineage: Eukaryota; Viridiplantae; Streptophyta; Magnoliopsida; Aquifoliales; Aquifoliaceae. The record is from the annotation of a GenBank genome assembly.